AGUGUUUCCUUUGGUGUCUUUGACAGACAGGACCUGCGGGAGGGUGAAGAGCGCAAGGAGAUGACUGAUCCCAGCACGCGGACGUGCCUGAAGCCUGACCCGAGCGGGGCGCGUCUCACUCUUGACCCAGCGCAAGGCUCCGACACCGCCACCUACAAGUGCCGGGUGGACUUUGAAAUGUCGUCCACCCGCUCCACCCUCGUCACCCUCACUGUGUACGUCGUGCCGUCGUGCCUGGUGCUCCUGGACACUGGAUGGAGUCCUGUCCACGGCGGGGUGUUGAGGUCACUGAUCGAGGGUGACCCGCUGACCCUGCAGUGCACCGCAUCGGGGGGUAACUCCCGCCUCCAGCACCACCGCCAUAUACCCGCCUCGCUCUCUCUCUCUCUCCCUGCCGGCCAUAUUAACACUCAGGCUCCAACACCUACCCAAUCAGCAGUGCAGCAUGGGUCACCUACAGGGUUGGCUGUGGUGUGUCCCUCAUUGUGUACACAUCAUACUCUGCCACACUGGUCUCACACCUGGCAGUGGAGCAGUCUGUGACUCUGCC
This is a messenger RNA of Scylla paramamosain (green mud crab), 550 nucleotides long. RefSeq lists its product as uncharacterized. The record is from RefSeq and is a predicted model, not a curated record. The coding region runs from base 61 to 543 and encodes 160 amino acids. Lineage: Eukaryota; Metazoa; Arthropoda; Malacostraca; Decapoda; Portunidae. The transcript has 4 exons.